Molecule: messenger RNA, 867 nt
Organism: Alnus glutinosa
Lineage: Eukaryota; Viridiplantae; Streptophyta; Magnoliopsida; Fagales; Betulaceae
Exons: 1
Coding region: 1-867 (288 amino acids)
Source: RefSeq, a predicted model, not a curated record
AUGACGCUUGGUUAUGUAUGGGAGACUUUAAUGAAGUGGUUGACGGGAGCCAUGAAAAGUGAAGCUCAGAUGGAGCGUUUUCGGUCUACUCUAGCUGAUUGUAACUUGGGGGAUUUAGGAUUUCAAGGUUCAAAAUUUACCUGGAGUAAUAGCAGAGAUUCAGAGGAGUUUAUCAAGGAAAGGCUAGACCGGGCAGUAGCAACUCCGAGGUGGUGUGAAGGCUUUCCAAAUGCAGCUGUUGAAGUUCUCCCUGUCAGAAAUUCAGAUCAUAAACCACUUUUGCUCAUAAUGGAGGUCGAAUAUAGGAAGCCUCAUCGGCUAUUCAGAUAUGAGGCUAAGUGGAAUCUGGAUGAGGAGUGUCAAAAGGUUAUCCAACAGUUUUGGAAUGAGGCUGAUACAGGUAGAGAAUCUAUGGAAGAAGUUCUGCAGAGCCUUGAUCGAAGUAGAGAAACCCUUAACGGCUGGAGUAGAAACAAAUUUGGAGAUGUGACUAGAACUAUAAAUUCCCUCUCGAGAAGAUUGGGGAGAAUGCAGAGAUACGAGAUCCCAGGGAAUUUAGAAUCUAUCAAGCAGAUUAAAGGAGAACUUAAUAAACUCCUUGAAAUGGAGGAUGUCAAGUGGCGCCAAAGAGCAAAGACAAAUUGGUUCAUAAAAGGGGACCGUAAUACUCAGUUUUUCCAUGCAUGGGCCAACCAACGUCGAAGAUCUAAUUUCAUCGGAUCAAUAAGGGAUUUGGAAGGACAUGAGUGGACCCGGUCUGAGGAGGUGGGAAAUGCUUUUACUAGGUAUUUCCAGAAUCUCUUUGAAACUGAAGGAGUGGCAGGAAUUGAGGAGUGCACCUCGGCUGUACAAGUACGGGUUUGUUGA